ACCCCGCUGGACAUUAAUCCGUCGAUGGGUAAAGAGAGUAGUGUUCCAUUGGCGUUUUCAGAUGCCAAUUGGGGCAUGCAGACCAGGUCUUACAUCAUGUCUAUCAGCCACUUGCUAGACUCGGUUGUUUACCAAAACUCGGAGCUCGCACAGAACCUUGCCAUGAAGAGGCAG
Suillus paluster is the source of this 174-nucleotide messenger RNA. RefSeq lists its product as uncharacterized. The transcript has a single exon. Lineage: Eukaryota; Fungi; Basidiomycota; Agaricomycetes; Boletales; Suillaceae. The record is from RefSeq and is a predicted model, not a curated record. The annotation marks the transcript as partial.